Messenger RNA from Cercopithifilaria johnstoni, 1137 nucleotides. Lineage: Eukaryota; Metazoa; Nematoda; Chromadorea; Rhabditida; Onchocercidae. The record is from the annotation of a GenBank genome assembly.
AUGAAGAAGAAUAAAAAGCGACAUGCAAAAAAAUCCUCAUUUCGAAGAAAAAGAGCUCGAACAAGAACUUCAAGUAGUGUCUCCAGUGAAGCCACAUGUUGUACGGUUCUGAGCUCCAAUAAACAACAUGGCAGCAUGGUUUCCUCAGUCUCUACUCCAUCCAGUUCGAGGUCUUCAUCUAUUAAAAAAAAUGCAACGCGGAGUGAUUUUUUAUCACCUCUUGAAUCACGUUCUGAAGAGAAAUUGAAUUCAAUUGCAUUUUACAUUGACAAUCGAGAAGAGAUGGUUCGCCAUAUGUUCGCAUCACUUCAUAGAAAAGAACUCUAUGAAUUGUUGCCGAAAAUUUUGAAGAAAUUGAAAGUGCCGGAGCUACGCUGUUUAUGUGUUAAAGAGUUGAAUGAAAUGUCUAAAAAGAAUAUAUGCGCUAUUUUAAAAGGAAAGGAUUUUGCUGAAAAUAGUGAACCUGAAGAAGAAAAGAAUGAAUCACUUGUGAUCAAUACUAGUAUUAAAACACCGAAAACUGAGAUUGCCGUUGCCGAUUCCACAACAGAAAUGACUGCACCAAAUUUAUCCAGUAUUUUUCACACAGUCGAUACAAAUGAUGACUGCAACAGUAUCACAAACCCUCCUCAAUUCCAUUCUGCUGCAGUUGAAAACAUUUCUUCAACCAAGAUGCGCCAAGAAAGUGAAACUGUUGUCCACUCUGACUUCUCUGAGGAACAUAGAAUUUCACUUUUAUCAAAUCGACAUACUGAUAUGUUUGCGAAUAAACAUACAUUAUGUCCCAAUGGCCAGAUAACUGCAAUUAUAACAACAGAGAAUGAUGACGAGUUGGAAGAUGGCGAGGUUGUGAGUGAUGAAGAAAAGAGUUCGAACUCAGGCCAAGAUAUUAAGCUGAACAAGGAUCGGAAUUGUAGUCAAAAUCUCACCAUCCAUAAGGAUCUUUUUGCCGUCAGUGCACAAGAUAAUUCAUCGCCAUCAUCAAUAUCAAAAAAUUCAGAAUAUAUCUGCAGUUCUGAAAGUUCAAUCGACAUAACUAAUAAAGUACGAGAAGAAAGGAGGCUCCAUAUGCUGGAAUUAGAGUUGAGAGCUCGUGCAAUUGAAGCGCUUAUUAAACGAAGUGAUAAUAAACCUUAA